Nipponia nippon (crested ibis) is the source of this 2691-nucleotide messenger RNA. The record is from RefSeq and is a predicted model, not a curated record. Lineage: Eukaryota; Metazoa; Chordata; Aves; Pelecaniformes; Threskiornithidae.
AUGGACAUGGGCACUGCUGCAGGACUGCGGUCUGCUGGGAGGACGUGGGCUCUGGGCUCUCGUGGCAUCUGCUACCUGGGCAUCGCUGUCAUCGCAUGGGGCGCGGUGAUGCGGAUGGAGGUGGGUGCCUGGACGUACCACUACAGUGACCGAGGGGACUACACAUGGGAGCAGGCCAGGAACUACUGCCAGACCUUCUUCACUGACCUGGUGGCGAUCCAGAACAAGCAGGAGAUCGAGUACCUCAAUGAGAGCCUGCCCUUCCAUGGGCGCUACUACUGGAUUGGCAUCCGCAAGCUGGGUGGCACAUGGACCUGGGUGGGCACUAGGAAGGCGCUGACGAAGGAGGCGGAGAACUGGGCAGCCGGGGAGCCCAACAACCGCCGCUCCAACCAGGACUGCGUGGAGAUCUACAUCAAGCGGCCGCAGGAGUCGGGCAAGUGGAAUGAUGAGUCCUGCAGCCGGAGGAAAAAGGCACUGUGCUACCAGGCCUCCUGCCAGCCCUUCCCGUGCAGCCAGCGCGGCGAGUGCGUGGAGACCAUUGGGAGCUACCGCUGCGAGUGCUACCCUGGCUUCUACGGCCCUGAGUGCGAGGACGUUGUGCAGUGCGCCAAGCUUGAGCCCAACGGAGUACACAUGAAUUGCAGCCAUCCCUUCGGAGACUUCAGCUACAACUCCACCUGCACAUUCGAGUGCCAGGUGGGGUUCGAGCGGCGAGGAGCAGGCAUGCUGAGGUGCCUGCCUUCCCAGCAGUGGUCAGCAGAGACCCCCACCUGCACAGCUAUCACCUGCCCAGUGCUCAGCGCUCCGGACCGGGGAGAGCUGAACUGCUCCCACCUCCAUGGGGACUUUGCCUUUGGCUCCAUGUGUGCCUUCUCCUGCCAGACAGGGUUCGCACUGAUGGGGUCGGAGAGCCGUGAGUGCACGGCCACGGGGACCUGGACGGGGGAUGCCCCGCACUGUGAAGCCAUCGCCUGCCCGGUGCUCAGUGCGCCAGACCCAGGAGAGCUGAACUGCCCCCACCUCCAUGGGGACUUUGCCUUCGGCUCCACGUGUGCCUUCUCCUGCCAGACAGGGUUUGCACUGAUGGGGUCAGAGAGACGCGAACGCGAGUGCAUGGCCACAGGGACCUGGACUGGGGACUCCCCACGCUGUGAAGCCAUCGCCUGCCCGGUGCUCAGUGCGCCAGACCAAGGACAGCUGAACUGCUCCCACCUCCACAGGGACUUUGCCUUUGGCUCCACGUGUGCCUUCUCCUGCCAGACGGGGUUUGUGCUGAUGGGGUCAGAGAGCCGCGAGUGCACGGCCACGGGGACCUGGACGGGGGAUGCCCCGCACUGUGAAGCCAUCAAAUGCUCAGCACUGGCCACCCCCAGGAUGGGCCAGGCUGCCUGCUCCCACCUCCAUGGGGACUUUGCCUUUGGCUCUACGUGUGCCUUUUCCUGCCAGACGGGGUUUGUGCUGAUGGGGCCGGAAAGCCGCAAGUGCAUGGCCACGGGGACCUGGACUGGGGACACCCCGCGAUGCAAAGCCAUCGCCUGCCCGGUGCUCAGUGCGCCAGACCGAGGAGAGCUGAACUGCUCCCACCUCCAUGGGAAUUUUGCCUUUGGCUCCACGUGUGCCUUCUCCUGCCAGAUGGGGUUUGCACUGAUGGGGCCAGAGAGACGCGAGUGCACGGCCACAGGGACCUGGACUGGGGACACUCCACGCUGUGAAGCCAUCGCCUGCCCGGUGCUCAGUGCGCCAGACCAAGGACAGCUGAACUGCUCCCACCUCCACGGGGACUUUGCCUUUGGCUCCACGUGUGCCUUCUCCUGCCAGACGGGGUUUGUGCUGAUGGGGUCAGAGAGCCGCGAGUGCACGGCCACGGGGACCUGGACGGGGGAUGCCCCGCACUGUGAAGCCAUCAAAUGCUCAGCACUGGCCACCCCCAGGAUGGGCCAGGCUGCCUGCUCCCACCUCCAUGGGGACUUUGCCUUUGGCUCUACGUGUGCCUUUUCCUGCCAGACGGGGUUUGUGCUGAUGGGGCCGGAAAGCCGCAAGUGCAUGGCCACGGGGACCUGGACUGGGGACACCCCGCGAUGCAAAGCCAUCAGCUGCUCGGUGCUGGACCCCCCCAGCAGAGGCCAGCUGAACUGCUCUCACAUGCACGGGAACUUCACAUACAACUCCACAUGCACCUUUUCCUGCGAGGACGGGCUUGUUCGGAUGGGAGCAGAGGUGCUCCGAUGUGCGGCCACAGGGAACUGGACCAGGCAUCCCCCUGUGUGUGCAGAGGACGGUGCCCCCUUCUUGAAGCAAGUCCUGGCUUACAGCAGCGGCACGGCUCUGGCGGUAGCCGGCAUCGUGCUCUCAGGGACGCUCAUUGCCCUCCUUGCCAAGCGGCUCAGCGACAGAGAGGAGAAGAAGAAGCUCCUGAACCCCACCAGUGACCUAGGAUCACCCGGCAUCUUCACCAACGCAGCGUACGACGCCAACCUCCUGGCCGUGACCAAAAUCCACCACGUCCCCCAGCGCUGCAGACCCGGCGAGAGCUGCCGCCGGGGCCCAGAGGGACCCCCGCCUCCGGCCGCCGUCCGGGCGGAGACCGCGCCCACGCUGCGUGCACACCCCCACCCCGGGGAGCGGGGCUGCCUUCCUGCACCGCCCACGCAUGAGGACCUCCGACGAGCAGCCUGGGGCCGGCCGUGA